Osmerus eperlanus (European smelt) is the source of this 3201-nucleotide messenger RNA. RefSeq lists its product as uncharacterized. Bases 26 to 1813 code for a protein of 595 amino acids. The record is from RefSeq and is a predicted model, not a curated record. Gene Ontology annotation, molecular function: hydrolase activity; metal ion binding; nucleic acid binding. NCBI's taxonomy places the organism in Eukaryota, Metazoa, Chordata, Actinopteri, Osmeriformes, Osmeridae. The transcript is spliced from 2 exons.
GACAGGCAGGGUUUUCUAUUUCUCAAUGGCUCCUCUGGUUCUGUUUCUCUUCUCAGCACUUGCUGCUUGGCCUCUUGGCUUAGAAGCUCGUGUGGUUCGAGACUUUUCAACAUGUAAGCAAUUCUUUUACAAAAACACUGAACCCACAGGCAUAGAUCAGAAUGCUGAAAAAAUCUGCCAGAAAAAACGUUUCGACUACUACGCUUCCCUGUAUUCCACAAGUCAUCGGAUGCCAGUGUACAGUGCCUACACCAUUGAUUAUACCUGCAUGGACAAUGAUUUGAGGAGAAGAGGAGUCUGGUUUAUUGAACCACAGAUUUCUAACAUUGAUGGAGAAGACAUGACUGUUGCAGGAGUUAACAAAGACUUGAUCAAACUAAAUCAAGCGCUCAACGAGGAUUAUGAACACACCGACUACGACCGCGGACACUUAAACCCGAAUAGUUAUCACUGUAACGAGGGCCGUGUCGCCACUUUCACGCUGACCAACGCUGUGCCGAUGGAUGCGUGUUUCAAUCGAGUCCAUUGGAAAAAAUACGAGGAUUAUUUGAAAACUCUAGUACUAGGACUUCGUGGGGUUGGAAGAGACUUUUUUGUGACAGGGGCUGUGCCUUCAAGAAACAGAAUCCCUGUGCCAGGGUUGGACACCACUGAAAAUGUCCGGGAAUUUAGUAGGGUUACAAUUCCCAGUCACAUGUGGACCGCUCUGUGCUUUCAGCACAAUGAUGAGCAGUAUUCAUUUUCUAUAGGUUACAUAGGAGAGAAUAAAGCAGAUGCCAUCAUCCAAGUAAUGUCAGUCCCUGAUCUUGUGCACAGGCUGGGUGAGCUAUACAACAGCUAUAACCUGCAGAUCUUUGACAAUGACUGUCAUUCUAAUUCUCAGAAAUCUAAAGAAGUUCUACAGCAACUCUAUAAAAAACUGGAUCUCCCUCAGCUUCAAAGAAUGUUUUUCUUAGAACAAAAUGUCCAAAAUCUUUUAUCUGCAAGCUUAUCGAAAAGACAGAGGCGUAGUGGCAGUCAAGAACCGAUUAAAAAGCCCAGAAUUUCUGAAAUGACGUUGGAAAUGAACUACAGGGAUAUGACAGAGUGGUUCGACAGUAACGAGUACAUGAAGCUCAACACCGAAACUACUUGUAUGUUCGAACUCAAUUCGAAAGUGCAGUCGUCCUGGCCGACAUUCAUCAGAGAUGAGCUUCGUAUGAGACGUUCUGCUGAGAAACUUGACGAUUACAUUUGUAAACUCAUCCCAGAGAAGUCUAGACCUGAGUCUGUCAUUACGGCCGAUGGUACUCAUUGCAGAGCAGGCACGACGUGUUCCAGCGGCAGCUGUCCAACUGAUCAAGGGAAUAAAGCGUGCUGCACGUCACCCUGCCUGUAUGACCACGUCUGGAAAGAUUUCAUGUGCAGUUCGGGACAGCGAAUAAUCAGGUGCUCCACCCAGUAUUCCGCUGUGACUGUAAGCGGUAAAGCAUGCAGACAAGAUCACCCAUGUGGGACUUAUGGAGAGACGUAUUAUUGGUGUUACACGUAUGAGACUGAUUGGGAUUUCUGCAGCCCGCCUUAUGUAAACAGUAUAGGUAAAAAUGGAAAACCUUGCCGAGACGACCAUGAAUGCAGCACCUAUGGGGAAAGUUACCAUUGGUGUUAUACUGAUCGAUCCGACCACUGGAGUGAGUGCUGCACCAAUAAAGAUCCCUAUGUAGCUGUGAAUGGUAAAAUAUGCAAAACAGAAAAACCAUGUGGCACUUAUGGAGAAAAUUACCUAUGGUGCUACACCACAGAUGGUUCGUGGGAUUUCUGCUGCACUCAAUAGCCUACAACUAAAGGUCCUAUCAAUUAGGUCGCUAUGCUUUGCUGGUUUCAAUCUGUUGCUGUGAAAUGAUUUGAUUUAUAUAUGCAGGCAGACAGACUAUAAAGUGCUCUGAAGCAUUUCUUUACCUGUCAUUCUUUGCGUGGCAAUAAUCUUUUCAGGACUGGGAUGUAAGUGCUAGCCUAACCUGGUGGCCCUCUACGUUAUGCAAAAUAACUGGGUUGAAGAUCUUUAAAAGAAACGUUUUAGUGUUGGGUUAUUUGUACUACUUUUGAGGUUUUUGAUAUAUUUACUGAUUUCGAUCUUAUGCUGUCAAGUCAAGUCCAUUUUAUUUAUCCCACUAGGGGAAAUUUGUUUGUAGACAGGUAUUAAAACACAUUCAAUCCAUCAUAUAUACUACAUAAACAGCGUACCUGACACCACUCAGCGCAACAACACAAUACAGUACAGUACAAGGAUCGCUUCAUGUUGAAACCCAGAAAUAAGUUCCGUCAAUGAACCCUUAGUGCCAUUCAUUUAUGCAAAUUUAGCCUCCCAAUAGCAAAACAAACAAGAGUCCCCAAAUAUUUUUGUUCUGUGGGUGGAAACUCUACACCUUCUUCCUGAAGGCAAGAGCUCGAACUCCUCCUUCAGGGGAUGGUCAGUACAAGCCAAUGUGGCUUUCUCUACUAGCAAGUGUGGUUGAAUAGUGUUCAAAUCAGAAGAAAAAUCAACGAACAGAAGUCUGGCAUGAGUUAGUGGGCCCUCAAGGUGAUGAUACAAGCUGUUCAGCACCAUCAGAGAGGCAUCUUCAACACCCCUACCAGCUCUGUAAGCAAACUGCAGAGGAUCCAGAGAACCCUGGAUCUGCUGCCUAACAGCCCGUCCCACCACCGUCUCUAAAACCUUCAUCAGUAAAGAUGUAAGUGCUACCGGUCUAAAAUCAUUUAAGGACUUUGGUUUUGUACACUUAGCGACAGGGCCAUAAUUGAAUGUUUUCGGAUUUCCGGAAUCAUUUGUAACUCCAGAGAUUUCAUAAAGAUAACCUGAAAAACCGCAAAGCUGAUCAGCACAAAUCGUGUGCUUUGCCACAGAUCUUAUCAGGGCCUGGACUCUUCCUACUGUUGGUGUGCCUAAACAGUUUUGCAACAAAGUCAACAUCAAUGGUCAAUGUUUGACUCGACUUAGUCUUGCACCUCAUCUCAUCUGUUUAUUGAAAUCUUGUUUAUCAAACCUUAAAUCAAAAUCAUUCAAACUAUCAGCUAAUUGACUGUCAGAAUUACAACCCUCCAGACUGGCUGCCUUAUUACCCCUCACAUGACAUCCAGUCAUCUUUUUCAUGCCAUUCCAAGCAGUCGUGUCUGUCAUAUCCAAUGUGCUGACACUCAAAUAAAAAAAAUGAUUUUGAAAGG